Messenger RNA from Schistocerca americana (American grasshopper), 1934 nucleotides. RefSeq names its product synaptic vesicle glycoprotein 2A-like. The coding region runs from base 1 to 1776 and encodes 591 amino acids. Gene Ontology annotation, biological process: transmembrane transport. Lineage: Eukaryota; Metazoa; Arthropoda; Insecta; Orthoptera; Acrididae. Gene Ontology annotation, molecular function: transmembrane transporter activity. The transcript is spliced from 12 exons. The record is from RefSeq and is a predicted model, not a curated record.
AUGGCUUUUGUGGUGCUGCUGAUGUUUGGUUCUUCUGUUGCAGGGCAGGAUACGGAGAGUGGGCAGAAGAAGGGCGGCCAAGUGAAUGGCCUCACCAACGCAGACGUCGACGCCGCGACGCCCUUCGAGGUCGCCAUCGGCCUCACAGGUCAGGGCCGCUUCCACUGGACGGCGCUGGUGGUGUGCGGCUUCUGCCUGAUGACGCUGCUCUUCGAGUCGCUGGCGGCAGCCUACGUCACGCCGGCCGCCCAGUGCGACUUCGAGAUGUCGUCCUUCGAGAAGGGUUUCCUCAGCGGCUCCAUCUACAUAGGCAUGAUCCUGAGCUCGCACCUGUGGGGCUUCGUGGCGGACACACGGGGUCGCCGGCUGGUGCUGUCUCUGACGCUGGCUGGCAACUGCCUCUGCUCCGUCGCGGCCGCCUUCAUGCCCAGCCUGCCCCUCCUCAUCUUCGUGAGGCUCCUCAAUGGCGUCUUCGUGUGUGGGCCCUCUGCCGUGACGUACGCCUACCUGGGGGAGUUCCACACGGACAGAACGCGCACGCAGCACAUCGUCUACGUCUGCCUCUUCUUCGCCAUCGCCAGCAUCGCCCAGCCUGCGGUGGCGUGGGUGGUGAUCCCCCAGCCGUGGGACGUGCCCCUGGGCGGCGGCCUGCGGCUGAGCUCGUGGCGGGCCUUCCUGCUGCUGGGCGCGGCGCUGAGUGCGCUCACCCUGGUGCUGCUGAGGACCCUGAUGGUGGAGAGCCCCAAGUUCCUGCUGGUGGCCGGCCGCCACCAGGAGGCGCUGGCCGUGCUGCAGCACAUGUUCUCCGCCAACAACUCCGUGCCCCCAGACGCAUUCCCGGUGUUGGCCCUACAGAAGGACCUACAGUCAUCCACAACAGUGACCGGGAACCCCAAGUCGCCACUGUACAUCGCACGCCACAUGUGGAGGCAGACAUAUCCGCUGUUCAAGACUCCCUUCUUGCCCUACACGCUGCUCGGCUGCCUCAUCCAGUUUGGACUUUAUGCCAGCUCCGGUGGCUUCUUCCUGUGGCUGCCUGACCUGAUGACGCGCAUGACGGACUUCCAGUCCAUGUACCCGGACCACGAGGCCAGCGUGUGUGACGUCAUCGCCAUCUUGGCUGGCCAGCAGCAGGCGCCCUUCGCUGGACAGGCCAGUCUGCCCAGUGUCCUGAAUACCUCCGUUGCCAACUCAUGGAGCGAGACCUUCAACUGGACCGAGACUGCCACGGGGGUCCUGCCGGACACCUGGACGCUGGAGAAUGCCUCACUGGAGCCUCCAGUUCUGGAGAUGGCUCCCCGCGUCUGUGCCGUGUCCAUCAGCUCCACCAGCUUCCAAAACACUCUCAUCAUCGGCUGCGGCUCCGCCAUCUCCUACGCCUCGGUCGUCCUCCUACUCAGGGUCAUCUCCAAGAAGACCAUCAUUGCGGUGUGCCUGGUGGUGUCCGGAGCAUGCGGCGUGGCCACAAUGUGGGCCCAGACGGAGCUGGAGGUGCUGAUGCUGCCCAUGGUGUUCGUCGUACUCUCCGGGAUGUGCAUCUCCGUCGUCAAUAGCGUCGUCAUCGACACCUUCCCCACCUACCUCAGGGCGAUGGCGGUGUGCCUGUCCCUGUGCUGUGGCCGGCUGGGCACCUUCGUGACGUCGCUGAUGCUGGGAGCGCUCAUCGAGUCCAGCUGCGUGCUCGCCGUCUCCAUCCUGGGCGGCUUCGUCUUCGGUUGCGGAGUGCUGUCGACGCUGCUUCCAUCAGAGGCCAAGCUGAGGAAGAUGAACCACUAACGCCGCUGCCCGGCGCGUCGUCGACGUCGGCGACAUUGGUGCCCGAGUUCUACGCCGUCGCAUCUCUCAGUACACUGUACACACUAUUAUGUAAUCAAGAGAACAUCAAACAAAUUGUAACCCUGUACAGGUCGAACAAAUACAGUGACAAUCUUUAC